Messenger RNA from Lontra canadensis (Northern American river otter), 282 nucleotides. It is a transcript of the gene DEFB128, whose product is annotated as defensin beta 128. Lineage: Eukaryota; Metazoa; Chordata; Mammalia; Carnivora; Mustelidae. The transcript has 2 exons. The record is from RefSeq and is a predicted model, not a curated record.
AUGAAGCUGUUUCUGGUUCUCCUUAUUCUGCAGUUUAAGGUACCAACAGAUACAGCAUGCCCCAGAAAAUGCUUUAGUAAUAUAAUAGACUACUGCCGGAAGAAAUGUGAAAUGGGGGAAAUAUGUGAAGUGGCAUGUCUAAAUGGGAAAUUAUGUUGUGUAAAUGAAGUAAAAAUCAAAAAACACAAGAAAGCCCCAGAGUCACCCUUCUCUACCACAGCCUGAUGGAAGAUAGACUAUGUCAUUUUACCCACCACCACACUUCUCACAGUGCAACUAUAA